AUGCAGAUGGUGAGGUACGUCAGCGGCACGUAUUACCGCGAGCACCACGAUACCAACGAGCAGAUGGGCUCGUCGGCGCCAGGCCACCGCAUCUACACGCUGUUCGUGUACCUCAGCACUGUGCCCGACGGCUUCGGCGGCGAGACCAGCUUCCCGAAGCUGAACCUCACGGUCCCCCCGAGGGCGGGCAGCGCCCUGCUCUGGACCAAUGUCAGGGCGGACGACCCCCGCAGCAGGGACUCCCGGGUCAAGCACGCGGCCCUCCCGGUGAAGAUCGCACAAACGCGCGCGGCGAGCGCGGCGAGUUCACCAAGCUCGGGAUGA
This is a messenger RNA of Prorocentrum cordatum, 324 nucleotides long. NCBI's taxonomy places the organism in Eukaryota, Dinophyceae, Prorocentrales, Prorocentraceae. The record is from the annotation of a GenBank genome assembly.